AUGUCUACAAAAGUCCAGCUGAUCGGUCGAGAGCUCUGUUUCUGGUGCAUUGAAGGUGAGCACUUGUUUUUCUGCGAAAAAAAAACGAAAAAUUCUGAAGCAUUCCGUGGAUGUCAUCUUCACGACAACACGGACGUCUUCUGGAACGACGUGGCCGUCAGAAGUUACUCCGAAGGCGACGCAUUCGAAAUUGUAGACGAAAAAGAGCUGAUCGACGUGGAGAGCCGAGUGUUUUGUGAGUGAAAAAUCGGAAAACAUGGAGAAAAAUAAACAUUUUUUAAAGAUUCUUCGGGAAAAUUCUCGGUGCCGCCGACCGCCUCUUCCACGCCGAUUUCGACGAUCUUCCGGUUUGAAAAGUGCGAAAAGCCGGCUCGGAAUGUUCCGGAAACGCAAGUAGUUGUCAAACCAAAACGGAAAUAUACGAAAAGAAAAGGAGUGAUUCAAAGGGAAAUUACGGAAAAGAUUCCGGAAGUUUGUGCAGAGAAAAGCAAGGAGAGGAAGAGCUACGGAUCGAUUCAUCGAAAUGUGAAUAUCUUUUUAAAUGUCUAAACACUUUCGGUCAAAGUGUCAAUCUAAUUAAAUGCAUUGUGAAUCUAAUAUCAGUUCUUUAUCAAUCUAAUUAGACAAAUUUAUCAGUCUAGCUAGAAAAGCAAUCUAUUAGCUAGAUUAAUAACGAUUUCCCUGAUAAAGAUUACCCAAAAAACUGCAAUCUUCAGGCGGUCAAAACGAUCCCGCCGCCGUACACUCGAGGCAGAAAGUGCAAUUACGAGGAGAAAUUGGUAGGAGCAGACUUUAUAAACCAAAAAGAAACGGGUUUCAGUUCGUGUGUGACAUUUGCGAAAUGUCGUUCACUCUCCGCCACAAUCUUCAAGUCCAUCUCGUUCAAUUUCAUGGGGACACUGCGAGUGAGUCCGGAAAAUCGGAAAAUUCAUGGAAAGCAUCGAUUUUCAGAUGUUUCCGAAGAGAAAUUUCCGGUGUUGAAGGAGAUGCUCAAUCGAAAGGGACCACUGACAGUCAAGAAAGCGAAGAAGGGAUGAGAUACUUGGGAUCCUUCUGUUUCGAAUCUUUUUCAAAUAAACGUAUUGUCUCAAAACAAGUUGUACUUCAAACGGAGGAAUUUCUUCAGGAGAAAGUGCGAAACUAAAGGCUGGAGCUUGAGCUAUAUUUUCCAGUUUUCAUUGCCAAAACUUUCAGAAAUAGCCUAAUUGACACAGAGCGGUUAUUUCAACUAAUACUAGAAGAAGGUUCUUGCUGUGAAUGCCCUCGCCGUUCUAUUACCUACUUUUGAUAACUUGCAGGAGGCCGCCGAAGCUUUCCUCGUCCAGGUUCUCAGUGAAUCCAACCUCGCGGCCAUCCACGACGGAAGAACGACCAUCAAGACGAAGGACAUGAAGUACGUGGUCGAAUUUCUGAAAAGACUCCAGAAGAAGGAAUAA
Messenger RNA from Caenorhabditis sp. 36 PRJEB53466, 1436 nucleotides. The record is from the annotation of a GenBank genome assembly. NCBI's taxonomy places the organism in Eukaryota, Metazoa, Nematoda, Chromadorea, Rhabditida, Rhabditidae.